AUGUUAUAUGCAGUUAGACAGGGUCCCUCUGAAACCCCAUCCAAAUUUCUAGAUAGGAUAAGAGAUGUGAUGCGCCGACACACUUCUUUAGACCCAAAUUCAGAAGUAGGCGUACAACAACUAAUAUCGCUCUUUUUAGGGCAGUCACAAGGGGACAUUAGGCGUAAGUUACAAAGGCUACGACCCCCCGAAAACAGAGACUUAGAGAAACUAUUAGAGGAGGCAUGGAGAAUAUUUAGCAAUCGAGAGGAAGGUUACAGGGGCACACAGAAAAAGAUACUAGCAGUAAUUAAGGAAAACGAAGAUCGGAAAUCAAGAAUUAAGCCAAAAGGUGGACCGACACCCUUAGAAAGGGAAAUUGAUACAAAGAUCACUGACCAAGUAUACCCUGGAGUUUGGGCAACUAAUGUACCUGGACGUGCUAAAAAUGCAGCACCAGUGGAGGUGAAGUUAAAAGAAGGACAAGGUGCAGUAAGGGUCAAACAAUAUCCACUGAAGAAGGAGGAUAGGGAAGGAAUUUGUCCCAUGAUAGAACAAUUUAUAGAACUAGGGUUACUAAAGGAAUGUGAGUCAGGGUUUAAUACACCUAUCCUCCCAGUCAGAAAACCAGACGGAUCUUAUAGAAUAGUCCAGGAUUUGAGGGCCAUCAAUAAAAUAACAGAGGAUCUAUAUCCCGUGGUGGCCAACCCUUACACAUUACUAACCACACUGACCCCAGAUUUGGCCUGGUUUACAGUUUUAGAUUUAAAGGACGCCUUCUUUUGCCUCCCUCUCCAUGAGGCCAGCCAGAAAAUUUUUGCCUUCGAGUGGGAAAACCCAAAAAGCGGUCAAAAGACCCAGCUCACCUGGACGGUGUUGCCACAGGGAUAUAAGAACAGCCCGACAAUCUUUGGAAACCAGUUAGCAAAGGACCUGGAGUCAUGGGAACCACCAUCCAAAGAAGGGAAGGUACUGCAAUAUGUAGAUGAUAUCCUCAUAGCAACCAAGACUGAGGAAUCCUGCAUUACCUGCACUGUGAGUCUGUUAAACUUCCUAGGACUGCAAGGAUACCGAGUAUCUAAGAAAAAGGCACAGGUGGUGUUACAACAGGUCACAUACCUAGGGUACGAGAUUAGUGCUGGACAACGGGUUCUGGGGCAAGCCCGGAAAGAAGCCAUAUGCCAGACUCCCAGGCCACAGACUGUGAAGGAAUUACGAACAUUCCUGGGAAUGACUGGAUGGUGUCAAUUAUGGAUAUGUGAUUAUGGUUUGCUUGUUAAACCAUUAUACUCCCUGAUAUUAGCCAAUCAAAAGGAUGUCCAGUGGGACACCGAAUCAGACAGAGGUUUCCAUCAGUUGAAGAAAGCUUUGAUGUCAGCACCAGCACUAGGACUCCCUGACGUAAGUAAGCCAUUUCUCCUAUUUUCCCAUGAAAAACAGGGAAUGGCACUAGGAGUAUUGGCACAGGAUUUAGGGCCAUACAGACGGGCAGUUGCAUAUUUCUCUAAACAACUGGAUGCUGCAGCAAAAGGGUGGCCUGGUUGCCUGAGGGCAGUAGCAGCUGUCAUCCUAAAUAUCCAAGAAGCCCGAAAAUUUACUCUAGGCCAGAAAAUUACUGUUUUUGUAUCUCACACUGUGUCUGCAGUCCUCGAAGCAAAAGGGGGGCAUUGGCUUUCCCCACAAAGGUUCCUAAAAUACCAAGCUAUAAUGGUUGAACAAGAUGAUGUCGAAAUCAUAACCACCAACAUUAUCAACCCAGCUUCAUUCCUCGGAGGAAACCACGGGGAACCAGUUGACCACAACUGUCUGGAGACAAUCGAAGCCACAUACUCCAGCCGCACAGAUCUCAAAGACGUUCCUAUCGAUGGAGCCGAACACUGGUUCACAGAUGGAAGCAGCUAUAUGCUGAAUGGGAAACGACACUCUGGUUAUGCCGUCACAACCUCUGAGAAGGUAAUAGAGUCUGGGUCACUACCAGCAGAUACCUCAGCACAGAAGGCUGAAAUCAUAGCCCUUACCCGAGCUUUGGAAAAGGCUCAGGGAAAGGCCGUGAAUAUUUGCACAGAUUCUAAGUACGCUUUUGGAGUAGUACAUGCUCAUGGGGCCAUAUGGAAGGAAAGAGGACUGUUAAAUUCUCAAGGAAAAACUAUUAAACACGCAGAAGAAGUUUUAAGGCUCCUAAAUGCGGUCCAACUUCCUGAAAAGGUGGCAAUUAUGCAUAUCAAGGCACACCAGAAGGUGAGCACGGAAUUGGAAAGAGGAAAUGAGCUGGCGGACAGAGAGGCAAAACAGGCAGCUAAAGAAACAAUUAAAAUAGAGGGUGCACUAAUUCCUGAUGGACAAAUACCUCUAGAAGGUAAGCCAGAAUACACAAAAGAAGAUCGUAAACUUGUUACUGACUUAGAAGGGUCAUAUAAUGAAGAUGGGUGGGCCAUAACUGGGAGUGGGCAAAUCAUUAUUCCCUCCUGUAUGGUAUGGUCGCUAGUUCGAGAGGAGCAUAGGAAAAGACACUGGGGGGCAGAAGCCCUAUACAAGGAUCUUAUCAGGAAUAUAGUGGCCCGAAACUUAUAUACUACAGUAAGACAAGUAACUCAACAAUGUGAUCUUUGUCUCCAGACUAACCCCAAAAUUACUAAAGGACCAAAGUUAGGAAAAAUUGGGAGGGGAAAUGGUCUGGGGCAACACUGGCAAAUUGAUUUCUCGGAACUCCCUAGAAAAGGGGGGUAUCAAUAUUUACUAGUGUUAACAGACACCUUUUCGGGCUGGCCAGAAGCUUACCCGUGCAGAGCAGCUAAGGCGCGGGAGGUAACUAAGAUGUUGCUCCAAGAAAUAAUACCUCGAUUUGGGGUCCCAGCGGUGAUAUCCUCAGAUAGAGGACCACACUUUAUAUCCAAAAUAGUGCAACAAAUCAGCCACCAUCUAGGAAUAGACUGGCAGUUACACACCCCAUAUCGGCCUCAAUCAAGUGGUCAGGUGGAAAAGAUGAACCACCUGAUCAAACAGCAAAUUGUCAAAUUAGGCCAGGAAACUAAUCUGACAUGGCCUCAGGCCUUACCAUUAGCCCUUCUACGAAUACGAACCAGACCAAGAGCAAAAGAAGGGCUCAGUCCAUUCGAAAUCCUAUAUGGACGACCCUAUGGAACACAGAAAGGGACAUCUUCACAAGUUGGUGAAGAAUUAAUGUCCUCCUAUAUGGUGGCAUUGAACAAGCAAUUGAAAAAGAUCGAGAAACAUGUAACUGGGACGCGCAGCAGGGGUCUAGAUGGGCCUGUUCAUGAUAUACAACCAGGAGACUAUGUAUAUGUUAAGUCUUUUACAGAAAAGACCCUGGAACCACAGUGGACCGGGCCCUUCCAAGUGCUUCUCACCACCUAUACUGCGGUCAAGGUUAAAGGACAGAAUUCCUGGAUCCAUCACACCCGAAUCAAGAAAUCUCCUGCAGCCCUGUGGAAAGCAACUCCAGGCGACGGGGGACUGAAACUCAAGUUUACUCGAAACAAAUAA
Messenger RNA from Indicator indicator, 3483 nucleotides. RefSeq lists its product as uncharacterized. Lineage: Eukaryota; Metazoa; Chordata; Aves; Piciformes; Indicatoridae. The record is from RefSeq and is a predicted model, not a curated record. The transcript is spliced from 2 exons. Bases 1 to 3483 code for a protein of 1160 amino acids. Gene Ontology annotation, biological process: DNA integration; virion assembly. Gene Ontology annotation, molecular function: nucleic acid binding; RNA-DNA hybrid ribonuclease activity.